Messenger RNA from Pseudonaja textilis, 705 nucleotides. The record is from RefSeq and is a predicted model, not a curated record. Lineage: Eukaryota; Metazoa; Chordata; Lepidosauria; Squamata; Elapidae.
UUUUGAUACUAGGAAUUUUCAUCAAGAACCAGAACACUCCCAUUGUCAAAGCCAACAACCGGGACCUCACCUACUGUCUGCUCAUUUCCUUAUUGCUUUGUUUUCUCAGUUCUUUGUUAUUUAUUGGCCAACCACAAAUAGUGACUUGCUAUUUACGACAAAUUACUUUUGGUAUCAUCUUCACAGUGGCUGUUUCUUGUAUAUUAGCAAAAACAGUAACUGUAGUUCUAGCUUUUAUGGCCACCAAACCAGGAUCUAGGGUAAGGAAAUGGGUUGGGAGAAGACUGACCAUUAUCAUCCUGUUCAGUUGUUCCUUCAUUCAGGCUUGCAUUUGUGCUGUAUGGCUGUUCACAGCUCCUCCUUUUCCAGAGUUCGAUAUGUAUUCUCUUCAUGGAGAAAUUAUAGUGCAAUGCAAUGAAGGAUCACUUGGUAUGUUUUAUUCUGUCUUGGGCUACUUGGGAUUUUUGGCUAUUGUCAGCUUCACUGUGGCUUUCCUAGCCAGGAAGUUACCAGAUACUUUCAAUGAAGCCAAGUUCAUCACUUUCAGCAUGCUCGUCUUCUGCAGUGUUUGGCUGUCCUUCAUUCCUUCAUAUCAGGGCACUAAUGGCAAAUAUAUGGUGGCUGUGGAGAUCUUUUCUAUCUUGGCAUCUGGUGCUGGAUUAUUAAGCUGCAUCUUUUUCCCUAAGUGUUACAUCCUUAUCCUAA